AUGAAAGGGGAUUUUCAAACUAUAAUCAUUAAUACUCAACAAACGUCUACUUAUGAUUGUUCAGAUGAUGAUGAUUUUUUUCAAGCUUUAGAAAAAAAAGUGAGUGGUAAUUCAUCUGUAGCAGAUGAAGAAGACGAA
Molecule: messenger RNA, 138 nt
Organism: Racocetra fulgida
Lineage: Eukaryota; Fungi; Glomeromycota; Glomeromycetes; Diversisporales; Gigasporaceae
Source: the annotation of a GenBank genome assembly